AUGGCAGGAUCUCCCAAUUCCAACCUGAGGGGCUUCAACUACGCCGUCCAGACCCUCCUCAAACAACCCUCCCAAUUCCUGCCUCACCUCACGAUCCCAACCUUCACACAUAUCCCCGAGAACCUCGGCCCUCAUCUUGUCCCAAAGAAGGACCUACACCAACGUACACCCUCAAUCCGUGCUCUGGUGGUAGAUAAGGACAAUACUCUCUGCGCCGCAAAGACAACAACCUUCCCACCAAACAUCCUAGCAAAGCUAUCUGCCCUCCGCAACAGUCCAACAUCCCCAUUUCAAACCUCCACAAAUCCAAACUCAAUUCUUAUUGUCUCGAACCGUGCCGGCAGCCACAGCACCUUUGACAAUGAAGUACGCGAUCUAGAAGCUCAGCUCGCGCAUCUGCAUAUUCCUGUUUUUCGACUCCCACCUGGCACAGAGAAGAAGCCUUUCUGUGGGGACCAGGUUUUGGCAUGGUUCAAAGAACGCGGGGUUGUUGAGUCAUCGCAUGAGAUUGCAGUUGUAGGUGAUCGACUGGGAACGGAUGUGCUUAUGGCGGGGAUGAUGGGCUCGUGGAGCGUUUGGUGCAAAGAGGGUGUGUUUGACGUUGGCGAGGAGGGGAAACCAGAGCGUAAUAUUCUGGAGAAGAUGGAGGUCUGGAUUGAAAAGCUCCUGCGAAACAGGGGCCUUGAAGCCCCUUCGCCGAAAGGAUGGGAAGAGAAGGCCUGA
This is a messenger RNA of Penicillium salamii, 723 nucleotides long. The record is from the annotation of a GenBank genome assembly. Lineage: Eukaryota; Fungi; Ascomycota; Eurotiomycetes; Eurotiales; Aspergillaceae.